AUGGCUUUACCCCCGCCGUCGCAGGACCGGCCUCCUGAUCCUCACCAAGCAUCUAACCAGAAGUGUUCCUUUAGAGAUAAGUUGCUAGGCAAUCAAGCACCCGUUCCAAGACGCGAAACAGUUGAUCUGAUCGGAAAGAACUUAUUCAGAAUUGAGUUCGAAGAUGGAGAUAGACGUCGUCCACGAUGUUAUGCGGAUGAUAGUGUGCUGAAGGACUUGUGGCUUCCAUGGCAACAUGCCAUUAUUGUUAAAUUGUUGGGAAAAAACAUAGGUUUUGUAACCAUGAGAGAUCGACUACGUGCAGUAUGGAAGUUAACAAGCGACAUCGAUAUGCUGGACAUUGGCCAUGGUUUCUUCAUGGUCAAAUUUGAUCUGGAAGCAGACCGGGAAAAGGUUAUUAAUGGGGGACCUUGGAUGAUUUUUGAUCAUUAUGUUGCUAUUCGUCCUUGGACAACAGAUUUCAUAGCAUCACAAGUGAAGAUAAACAAAACACUUGUUUGGAUCCGCUUCCCCAACCUAGGUAUGGAGUACUAUGAUGAAAGCUUACUGCUUGCGCUAGCCACUGCAGUGGGUCGUCCUAUCAAAGUUGAUAUCCGUACCCUUGAUGCGUCCAGGGGUAAGUUCGCUAGAGUGUGCAUUGAAAUCGACCUGGACAAGCCGGUGGUCGGCAAAGUUUGGUUCCGAGACUUUUGGUAUCAUGUGGAAUACGAGGGACUUCACCUGCUGUGUAAACGGUGUGGAGUAUACGGACAUGUGGCACGUAACUGCGUAACUACACCGACGGGAACUGAAAAUACUAGCACAAAGGAAAACACAGGUGGUACUACGGGUGGAACGCCAAGCACGAUGGGGACUCCGAUCUCGACACCGGCUGAAUCUCCAGCUAUGGUAACUGCAGUUAAUGCACCCGAAAAUAGUGGAGAAGAUUUGUAUGGUGAGUGGCUUGUUGUCAACAGAAAAAAAUAUAAUAAUAAUGGGAGGAAUUCACGUGCCAAUUUGCAUGGGGAUAAGGCAGAGUCUAAGGAGAAUAAAAAGUUUCCUAAUAAAAUCCACAAGCUGGCUACGUGUACGGAUGAUGAUAAAUUUGAUGUGAGUGGGGCCCAACUACAUAUAAUGGGCUCCAAGUUCCACCCAGGAGAGUCUUCAAUCUUACCUAAGGUUUGGACUAAGACAAAGAACAAAAGAGCCCGUGGUAUGGGCCAAAGGGAAAUUGAGUCCAACAAGCCCAAUCCAACAACAAAGCGGGGCAAUGGUCUGAAAAAACAAAUUUCAUUCUCCCCACACCAGAAUAAAAUGAUAUUGGCACGGCCGGGUCGGUUAGAACAAAGUAAAGCACCGACCCAGGAAAACCAUCACACACAAUUGCAAACUCAAAGUGUCACGUUUGUUGGUAAUAUAGGUCAGGAAAAAAAUCAAAGUGAAAUUCUGGUGAAACUACCUAAACCGCCAGAUCCUGCUACUACCGCUGGAGGAAGAAAUGAAGCUAUCAGCCUUAAUGCAGUGGAGGAUGACGAGGAAGAGAUGCAGGUGGAGAACCCUCCCCACCGCCAGUAA
Messenger RNA from Trifolium pratense (red clover), 1554 nucleotides. RefSeq lists its product as uncharacterized. Lineage: Eukaryota; Viridiplantae; Streptophyta; Magnoliopsida; Fabales; Fabaceae. The record is from RefSeq and is a predicted model, not a curated record. The transcript has a single exon. The coding region runs from base 1 to 1554 and encodes 517 amino acids. Gene Ontology annotation, molecular function: zinc ion binding; nucleic acid binding.